Drosophila busckii is the source of this 612-nucleotide messenger RNA. RefSeq names its product V-type proton ATPase 16 kDa proteolipid subunit. The coding region runs from base 42 to 575 and encodes 177 amino acids. Lineage: Eukaryota; Metazoa; Arthropoda; Insecta; Diptera; Drosophilidae. Gene Ontology annotation, molecular function: proton-transporting ATPase activity, rotational mechanism. Gene Ontology annotation, biological process: proton transmembrane transport. The transcript has a single exon. Gene Ontology annotation, cellular component: proton-transporting V-type ATPase, V0 domain. The record is from RefSeq and is a predicted model, not a curated record.
AAAAUAUAAAAUAAAAUAAAGUAAAUUUUCCAAAGAUAAAAAUGCAUAAGGAAUUGGGGCUACGUGCGCCUGCUCCUCUAGGCGUGCCGGAUCUCAAAGAGACUGUUACCCAUCCGCCGUAUGGGCCUUUCUUUGGCAUUAUGGGCGUGGUCUGCUCCAUCGUGUUCUCUUCAUUUGGCGCUGCUUAUGGCACAGCUGUUGCCGGGACUGGGAUAGCAAAUACGGCCGUUAUGCGACCGGAGAUGAUUAUGAAAUCGAUUAUACCAGUUGUUAUGGCGGGCAUUAUAGCGAUCUACGGCUUGGUUGUGUCCGUGCUAAUCUCUGGCAAUUUGCAGAAUGCUGAUUCGUAUCCAUUGGCCAAGGGUUUUGUCCAUUUGGCAGCUGGCAUAUCAGUGGGAGUUAGCGGAAUGGCUUCAGGCUAUGCUAUUGGCGUUAUAGGUGAUGCGGGUGUGCGUAAUACGGCUCAACAGCCACGCUUAUUUAUUGGCAUGAUCUUAAUUCUGAUUUUCGCUGAAGUGCUGGGUCUCUACGGACUAAUUGUGGCAAUUUAUCUGUAUACAAAAGAAGUUGUAUGAGCAACUUUAAUAAAAUGAUCUUGCAUAUUCGCAAUUU